Molecule: messenger RNA, 1228 nt
Organism: Ochlerotatus camptorhynchus
Lineage: Eukaryota; Metazoa; Arthropoda; Insecta; Diptera; Culicidae
Gene: Pih1D1
Product: PIH1 domain containing 1
Exons: 5
Coding region: 100-1164 (354 amino acids)
Biological process (GO): box C/D snoRNP assembly; rRNA processing
Cellular component (GO): cytoplasm; ribonucleoprotein complex; R2TP complex
Source: RefSeq, a predicted model, not a curated record
UGAAACGCAGAUUUUGUGUGCAAAAGUUGCGUGGUGUUUUUUUGUGUUCUGCCAACGAAAAUACGAUUUUCUUCUCGAAAACAAGGAAAAUCAGUGAAAAUGGCCCACUCAAGAUCCACCUUCCUCGAGGCGGAUUCGUCACUGAUAGAGAGGAACCUUCUAUUCGUUCGGGAUGAAGCGGAGGAGACGUUCAACACCAUGUUCGGGCCAAUCGUGGAACAGGCUCAGGACAUCAGCAGUGGGCGGUCCAAAGUCGUGAAACCGUUACCAGGUUUCUGCCUGAAAGCAUUCCGGAAGGAUACACGGGAGAAGUUUUUCAUCAACAUCUGCCAAACCGAUGGUAUUCCAGCACCGGAUGACAUCACCGAUGACCAGCUGAUGGCUAUUUUGAACGAUGGCACACCGAGCUCGUUCAAAAUCCCAAUGAGCAUCACCCAGCCUCGCAUCAUGAAGGACAACUCGGACAGGCAAUGUCAGGUGUCUGACAUUGCCGUAAAUUCCACUUUUUUCAAGAAGAUCGAAUCCGGAGGAUUGAUGCGAGAUUUUCUGAUAACGAUUGUUCUGGAAGGAAUCGAUUCCAAGUAUAAUAUUGCACUCGAGGAGACCGAUUGGAUUGUGUUGAAGAACAAGAAGUUUGUUGACAAGCUGACCGCUCACAACAUUCAAAACCGGGAUGUGAAAACGGUGCUGGAAAGCUACAAGAACCCUACGAACGCUGAUAAGAGCAAGAUACAGGAGCUGGAAAUCCCGUCCCAGUUGGGUGACAAUACUACCAGACCGAAAAAGAAGCUCAUUGAAGAGAUCGAUCCGGUCACAAUCAAAACGAUGAAGGACGUUCGGAACAAGAUGUCCGGCAAGGAUGAGCAUGUUCCGAAUCCAACAAAGAUAGCGAUUUCUCCACGGAAACCCGACUGUCGAUUGUUUCGCGAACCUGCGGCCGGUAAGGCAAAAAUGCUGAUAGGAGAGUUUUAUCUACCGGAAUGUACAUCUGCCAAAGAAUUCACUUUGGAUGUUGGAGAGGAUAGAAUUCUGCUGGAAGCAAGAAAGAAAGGAUAUCUGCUGGAUGCGUUUGUUGACUACCAGAUCGAUUCAACCCGAGUAAUUGCCCAAUUCAACACUGACACUAAGAUGCUCAAUGUGAUUAUGCCGGUCAUUUCGUACUAAAGCGAAGUUACAAAAGGAGAGACAGCAAUAUUGGACUCAUUCUUAAUAAAAUAUUAACUAGAAG